Lonchura striata (white-rumped munia) is the source of this 1098-nucleotide messenger RNA. RefSeq names its product suppressor of cytokine signaling 1-like. Lineage: Eukaryota; Metazoa; Chordata; Aves; Passeriformes; Estrildidae. The record is from RefSeq and is a predicted model, not a curated record. Gene Ontology annotation, biological process: phosphatidylinositol phosphate biosynthetic process. Gene Ontology annotation, cellular component: phosphatidylinositol 3-kinase complex. Gene Ontology annotation, molecular function: 1-phosphatidylinositol-3-kinase regulator activity.
CAGAAACUCAUCCCCAUGGGUGGCAAAGACAAAGAGGCUGGAUGCAAAGGAGGAAGCAUGGUAAAGGCAGCAUCUUUCCAGGAUUCAUGGGCUCUUUGAGAGAUGAUCAGAGGGAGGCCAGAUGACCUGCACAACACACACACCACUGUUUCUCGUCUGCAAAGGCGGCAUCGGAGCGUUCUCCCCAGCCCCGCGCCACCCGGCUUGCCCGAUCGUUUCCGGAUGUUUCGCAGCUGCGAGUGGGAAGUCCUGGAGCGAUCCCUCAAUAUCCUCCAGGCCAGUGACUUCUACUGGGGCCCCUUGUCUGUGGGGGAGGCUCACGCCAAGCUCCAGCGAGAGCCUGUAGGCACCUACUUGGUGCGGGACAGCUCGCAGGGGAACUGCUUGUUCAGCCUGAGCGUGCGGAUGCCCACGGGGCCCGUCAGCCUUCGAAUCUCUUUCCAGGAGGGCUAUUUCCGCCUCAAGAACUGGUUUUCAGACUGUGUGGUCCGGCUGCUGGAGCUGGUGGUGGCAGGGACCCGGAACAACCCCUUGCACUUUGAUGAGAUGGGUGGAACUCCCCUGAUCUUCUCUGAGCCCUUGUGCCGGAGCCGCCGGGCAGUGCCCACGCUGCGGGAAUUGUGCUGCCGGAGCCUCCCUGCCAGUGCCACGACAGAAGACAGAGCAAGGCUGGAGGGCUCCUUGGGAAUGUGUCUGAGGGAAGAGGUGUUCUCGCCCCUGGAUGAAAGGGGAGGGUCAGAGGGGAGCAUUGGCCCCAGCCCCUCUCUGUCCUGGGCUAGGAGAUGAUGCCAUGCAUAUGGGAGAUGAAAGGAGAUUCCUCUUUUAUGUCUGUGCUGGUGGGGUGUGUGCCACACCAGUGAUGCUGAACUGGCUGCUGGGAGAGGAAGGGGGAGGGCAGAGGGAGCAGAGCUUGAAUCCAGUGGCUGUGACAGAUGUGUCCUCAUACAUACACAGUGAGUGUUACUUUCCCAGACAUGCCUGGGAUAAAGCCAGACCUAAAGAGCAAGCAUUGCCACUGCUGCCAAGUCCUGCUCUUUGCUCCAUUUAUAACUUAAAAGCUUCAGAAAAAGGUGAGCUGCCCAUCCUCCCAGGUCAACC